Molecule: messenger RNA, 828 nt
Organism: Homalodisca vitripennis (glassy-winged sharpshooter)
Lineage: Eukaryota; Metazoa; Arthropoda; Insecta; Hemiptera; Cicadellidae
Product: protein IWS1 homolog
Exons: 2
Coding region: 1-828 (275 amino acids)
Source: RefSeq, a predicted model, not a curated record
AUGGCGGUAGGUGUCCUGACCCAGCAACAACUCAGACUAAGAGGACUAGGUGCCGAGGCUAACCAACUUCUGCAGUGGCGCAGACUAGGUGCCGAGGCUAGUCAACUUCCCCAGCCAUGCAGACUAGGUGCCGAGGCUAGUCAACUUCCCCAGCCAUGCAGACUAGGUGCCGAGGCUAGUCAACUUCCCCAGCCAUGCAGACUAGGUGCCGAGGCUAGUCAACUUCCCCAGCCAUGCAGACUAGGUGCCGAGGCUAGUCAACUUCCCCAGCCAUGCAGACUAGGUGCCGAGGCUAGUCAACUUCCCCAGCCAUGCAGACUAGGUGCCGAGGCUAGUCAACUUCCCCAGCCAUGCAGACUAGGUGCCGAGGCUAGUCAACUUCCCCAGCCAUGCAGACUAGGUGCCGAGGCUAGUCAACUUCCCCAGCCAUGCAGACUAGGUGCCGAGGCUAGUCAACUUCCCCAGCCAUGCAGACUAGGUGCCGAGGCUAACCAACUUCUGCAGUGGCGCAGACUAGGUGCCGAGGCUAGUCAACUUCCCCAGCCAUGCAGACUAGGUGCCGAGGCUAGUCAACUUCCCCAGCCAUGCAGACUAGGUGCCGAGGCUAACCAACUUCUGCAGUGGCGCAGACUAGGUGCCGAGGCUAGUCAACUUCCCCAGCCAUGCAGACUAGGUGCCGAGGCUAGUCAACUUCCCCAGCCAUGCAGAUUAGGUGCCGAGGCUAGUCAACUUCCCCAGCCAUGCAGAUUAGGUGCCGAGGCUAACCAACUUCUCCAGUGGCGUAGACUAGGUGUCAAAUCUAACCAACUUCCCCAGCCGCUCAACUAG